UCCCAGCCCUACGCGGCACGCCAUUAGCUGGCGCGGUGGAGUCCUCCGUUACCAGGCCUUGGGCGGCUCGGAUGAGGCCUCAGGCGGCGGCGCGAGACAGCGUGCAGCAUGGUCUGAGACGGCGAACAUGGACUUCUCUCGGCUGCACACCUACACCCCACCCCAGUGUGUGCUGGACAACACUGGCUACACUUACGCACUUAGCUCCAGUUACUCCUCUGAUGCUCUAGAUUUUGAGAGUGAGCACAAAUUGGAUCCUGUAUUUGAUUCUCCAAGGAUGUCCCGUCGUAGUUUACGCCAGGCCACGACAAAUGGCCAGUCUGUGGACGCAUACUCAUUGCCUGGCAGGGCUGCCCCCGUCAAGGAGACAGCAGCCAGAAUAGCCAAACAGCACAGAAGUGCAAGUAAGCCAGCUUUCAGCAUCAACCACUUGUCGGGGAAGGGCGCAUCCUCAAGUUUCAGCCAGAACAGCUCUUGUAGCUCGUGGAGUAUUGGGACAUCGCGGCCUCUUGUUCUGGAUGAGUCUCUAAUUUGUGAGCAGACCAAAGUGGACCACUUCUGGGGUCUUGAUGAUGACGGCGACCUUAAAGGUGCAAAUAAAGUCCCCACUCAGGGAAAUGGUGACUUGUCAGCAGAUGUGGCAGCCAGCAACGGGUACACCUGCCCCAACUGCAGCAUGCUCUCCGCACGGACAGAUGUGCUAACAGCCCACCAGGCCACCCAUAUGCCCACCUCGAGGGUUUACUCAAGGGACAGGAAUUCAAGGCAGUGCGGUGCAUCUUUCUACAUGGAUAGGAUUUUGUGGCUGGCCAAAUACACAUCGUCAUCUUUUUCAUCAGUCUUAGUUCAACUUUUUCAAGUGGUUUUAAUGAAGCUUAAUUAUGAAUCAGAAACUUACCAAUUGAAAAGCUAUGAAUCAAAAGAUUAUGAAUCAAAAAGCUAUGAGUCAAAGAGCCAUGAAUCAAAAGCCAAUCACGGUCACUGUGGGAGGAUGACGGCCCAAGAGCUUUCCAGAGAGGACGGCCUCUCCGGUAUGGACGGGGAGUCCCUGUGUGAUGACUGUAAGGGGAAGAAGCACCUUGAGACACACACGGCUAUCCAGCAGCCAUCCAGUCCACACAGGGUGGCAGGGGCUGUGGGGCACCUCUGCACCUGCACAGGUGACCUGUUGAUGCAAGGACUGCACAGGACCAAAGCUGCUGUGCGGUCUGUCGCCCAAGCUGUGUGGUUGAUGCUCUGGCUGGCCAUUACUGCUCCAGGGAAGGUGGCCUCUGGAACAUUCUGGUGGCUAGGGAGUGGAUGGUACCAGUUUGUUACUUUGAUUUCUUGGCUUAAUGUGUUUCUUCUUACAAGGUGCCUUCGAAAUAUUUGCAAGUACUUUAUCAUGCUCCUCCCACUACUGCUCUUACUAAGUACUGGUUUCUUUCUGUGGGACCAGGACUUCCUGUCAUUCCUACGGGUGCUGAACUGGACAGCCAUGCACACGGCACAGCCACAGGUGUAUGAUUCAGAAGGCAAGAUCAGGCCUGACCCUGCUUCCCCGAGCUUGCCUCCUCAGGCUGACUUUGGGGCUUCCCAGUGGCAUCAGGAGAGUGGUGUGGCGCAGCAGGUGGCUGCUUUGACCAUGCAGUGCCGCAGUUACGACCAGAGACUUGGGGAGUUGGCAGUCUUACUCCAGAAGCUGCAGAUGCGCGUGGACCAGGUGGACAGUGGCAGGGAAGGGCUUUCGCUGUGGGUCAAGGAUGUUGUUGGACAGCACCUGCAGGAGGUGGCAGCUGCAGAAGCACGUGACACGAAGACUGACUUUAUGACUUUCCACCAUGACCAUGAAGUACGUCUCUCAAAUGUGGAAGAUAUUCUUAGAAAGCUGACAGAAAAAUCUGAGGCCAUCCAGAAGGAGCUGGAGGAGACCAAGCUCAGAGCCAACAGCUGGGCAGAGGAUCAACCCCUCCUGGACCGUGUGCAACGCCUGGAGCUGGAGCUGGGCCUGCUAAAGUCACAGCUGUUGGAGUGGCAGCAGCUGAGAGCUGGCUGCGUGCAGGGAGAUGCCCACAUCAGAGAGACUGUGAGGCUCAUGUUCUCUGAGGACCAGUACAGUGGCUUCCUUGAGUCAUUGCUACAGAACUUUUCUUCUCGAUUCGUGAGCAGAGAUGAGCUGCAAGUAUUGUUGGGUGACCUGGAGCUGAAGGUGCUGAAGAACAUCACCCACCACAUCACAGUGACAGGACAGGCUCCAACUUCUGAAGCUAUUGUGUCUGCUGUGAACGAGGCAGGGAUUUCAGGAAUCACAGAAGCACAAGUGCAUGUCAUCGUGAACAAUGCUCUGAAGCUGUAUUCUCAAGACAAGACUGGGAUGGUGGACUUCGCUCUAGAAUCUGGUGGUGGGAGCAUCCUGAGCACACGCUGUUCCGAGACAUACGAGACCAAGACCGCACUUCUGAGCCUGUUUGGGAUCCCUUUGUGGUACUUCUCGCAGUCACCCCGGGUCGUGAUCCAGCCCGACAUCUACCCAGGAAACUGCUGGGCAUUCAAAGGCUCCCAAGGGUACCUGGUGGUUCGGCUGUCCAUGAUGAUCCACCCAACCGCAGUCACCAUGGAGCAUGUUCCAAAGGCACUGUCACCCACUGGCAGCAUUUCGAGUGCUCCCAGGGACUUUGCAGUCUAUGGAUUAGAAAAUGAGUAUCAGGAAGAAGGGCAGCUUCUGGGACAGUUCACCUACAACCAAGAAGGGGAGUCACUCCAGGUCUUCCACCUGAUGGAAGGACCUGAUAGAGCCUUCCAGAUAGUGGAGCUCCGGAUCCUGUCUAACUGGGGCCACCUCGAGUAUACCUGCCUGUACCGGUUCAGAGUCCAUGGAGAGCCCGUCCAUUAGAGGACUCCCAGCCUUGUACAUGUCUGUAUAUACCAGGACACUAUAAUACUGGAACUUGGGGGAAGAGGAUACACGGAGCACAGGAACACAGCACCCUUUAAUAAAUGUGUGGUGGUGUAGUGGCUGGGGACUUGUGUUAAGUCUUCUGGAGUCAAGGUACUGUAUUCAUAGUGCCUCUCUGGAGUGGAGCCUGGGGGACAUUGAAUGUACUCAACUUUUGAUUUGAGAUUGCUUCAGAAUAUGAAGCUCUGUUUCCUGAUGUCAGGACAGACGCACAUGGUCUGGCUGGUUUCUGGGCUCUUGAUGCUUGGAGGUUGAGCUCUGUGUUGGCUUCUGUGUAGAGGAGGGAGGAAGUCUGCCAUCUGAUAACCCACACACCUUUCUUUCAGGGGCAGCUGUCACCCCAACUUCAGAGCCUGACCCAUCCUUAUAGGUUUUCCUUCCCUCAUACCAGGUCCCAGGUGGGGGAGGGGCUGAGUAUGUCCUGGGCCUAGUUUGUGACUCAUUGGGACUUGUUUCACUUGUACCCUUAUAGGACAUGGAGUGGGCUUUUGCUUUCAUGGAAGUUUGGAGUGACCUUAAAGGGCAGUGUAGGUCCAGCCAUACCACAAACUGUUUACUUGGGUCUCUGCCAGGCUGUUCCUGGUGGGAUUCACAGUACAGAUAAGAACCAAGAGACAUCACCCUUUGGUGCCCUCAAACUGUGCUGGAUUUUUCUGAAGGGGAACACUAAGAUGCUGCCCUCCAGGGUGACACUAAUAACUGUCUAGGACUCUUCUUUCCCACAGUAGCACUUUUUACUGGCUCUUGGGUUCACCUCUAUACCACUGUUGGCCCUUCUCACCUGACUCUUGUGAGUCUGUUUGGUUAUAAUUAAUAUUUAAUACUUAGACUUUUUUGAGGAGACUUUAUAAUUGAUAUACAUUCUGGGCACUUAGUGUUCAAAUAUUCCACCUCAAGAACUGUUAAGUUUCAUUGGUUAAGACAGUCAUGGCGCACCACAAAUGUAAACAAGGACACCCUACCCAGGCUUAGGCUUCUGGAGUAUUGGACAUAUUGCGCGCAUCCCUCAAGUGCUGUCGACCAUGUAGGAAUGCAGCCCUCUUUUGGGACUGGAACUGCUGUGUGGCCAGGUCAGGUGACACAUAUUGGAAUUUCCUAUGUAAAACUAAAUUGGGGGGUUGGGUGGAGAUAUUUUGAAUAUUUAUUCUUAAAGAUGCAAGAUAGGAGUUUGUGCAAUGUAUUUUUGUAAGUGCUUUUCAGAAUAUUUGUCUUUGGUAGUGCUUCUACUGCCACCAGAUUGUUGUAAGAUGCUAUUGAGAUGUUUAAAUAGAGUUAAUUUUUAAAAGUGCAUGUGGUAUUUCAAGUGAAUAAUAAAGUAUUUCUUUUCUCA
Jaculus jaculus (lesser Egyptian jerboa) is the source of this 4265-nucleotide messenger RNA. It is a transcript of the gene Sun1, whose product is annotated as Sad1 and UNC84 domain containing 1. Gene Ontology annotation, biological process: nuclear envelope organization. Gene Ontology annotation, molecular function: protein-membrane adaptor activity. The transcript is spliced from 23 exons. The record is from RefSeq and is a predicted model, not a curated record. Gene Ontology annotation, cellular component: nuclear envelope; meiotic nuclear membrane microtubule tethering complex. NCBI's taxonomy places the organism in Eukaryota, Metazoa, Chordata, Mammalia, Rodentia, Dipodidae. The coding region runs from base 128 to 2872 and encodes 914 amino acids.